GUGUUUGUUGCUUCGAUCCUGAGACAUAUUAGGAAUUCAUCCGUGAUUAUGGAUUGUAAUAUGAUCGCUUGCGGUUUCUCUUUCCUCCUGCUUUUUCUGCAUGGCGCAUAUGCAGAUCUGAGCUAUUCGUUUCCGGAGGAGAUGAAACGAGGAUCAGUUAUUGGAAAUAUGGCCAAGGAUCUCGGGCUGCAGACGAGCGCACUGUCUAACAGAAGAGCCCGUAUCGACACCGAUGAAACUGAUAAACGUUACUGUGACAUAAACCUGAAUAACGGAGAGUUGAUUGUUGCCGACAGGAUUGAUCGAGAGGGGCUCUGUGGAGAAAAGGCUUCGUGCAUCCUAAAACACGAGCUGGUGCUGGAGAAUCCUCUCGAGCUCCAUCGGAUCAGUCUGCACGUUCAAGAUAUUAAUGAUAACUCGCCUCAGUUUAAGGAAGAAUUGAUAAAUAUAGAAAUCCGAGAGUCGGCAGUCAGGGGAGCUCGUUUUGUGAUCGAGGAGGCACACGAUGCGGAUGUAGGACAGAAUUCAGUUCAGCAGUACAGCCUUAAGAAGAAUGAUAAUUUCAUUUUGGCUGCUGAUGGAAACACAAUAGAGCUUGUUCUGGAUAAAGAGCUCGAUCGAGAAAAACAGCAAGAGCUCAAUUUGCUUCUUACAGCUCUAGAUGGUGGCUCUCCUCAGAGAUCAGGUACUGUAGUCAUACACGUCACUGUGCUGGAUGCUAAUGAUAACGCCCCAGUGUUCAGCCAGGCCGUUUAUAAAGCCAGUCUGCCUGAAAAUUCUCCUGUAGAUACUAUAGUGGUCACAGUGAGCGCUACUGAUGCAGACGAGGGAGUCAAUGGAGACGUGACUUAUGAAUUCGGACAUGUUACAGAAGAUGUGAAGAAGAUAUUUAGUAUUGACCGUAAGGUGGGGGAUAUACGUGUUAUUGGCUCUGUUGACUAUGAAGCCACCACUUCAUUUGAAAUACGUCUUAAAGCAAAAGAUGGAUUAGGGCUGUCAUCUUAUGCUAAAGCAAUAAUUUCUGUCACUGAUGUGAAUGACAACGCUCCUGUAGUAGAUUUGAAAUCACUGACUAACCCCAUACCUGAGGACAUCCCACCUGGUACAGAGGUGGGCAUCAUUAACGUGCAGGAUAGAGACUCUGAGAAUAACAGACAGGUCCGCUGCUCCAUUCAGCAAAACGUCCCUUUUAAGUUGGUUCCUUCUAUUAAAAACUAUUAUUCUCUGGUGACCACAGGACAACUGGACCGUGAAGUAGUGUCUGAUUACAACAUUACAAUCACUGCCAGUGACGAGGGCUCUCCACCUCUGUCCUCCUCUAAAAGUGUUGAGUUAUCUGUAGCAGACAUCAACGACAACCCACCUGUGUUUGAGGAACAGUCGUACAGCGCAUAUGUGAGUGAAAAUAACAAACCUGGCUCCACUUUAUGUUCCGUUAGUGCUCGAGACCCCGACUGGAGACAAAACGGUACAGUGAUUUAUUCUCUGUUACCCGGUGAGGUGAACGGUGCCCCGGUGUCGUCCUAUGUGUCUGUUAACGGAGACACGGGGGUGAUCCACGCUGUGAGGUCGUUUGAUUAUGAACAGUUCAGGAGUUUUAAAGUCCACGUGAUGGGCAGAGACAACGGUUCUCCUCCGCUGAGCAGCAACGUGACCGUCAGUGUGUUCAUAUCGGAUGUGAAUGACAACUCUCCUCAGAUACUGUACCCCGGGCCGGAGGGCAACUCCUUCAUGACCGAGCUGGUCCCCAAAGCUGCACACGGAGGCUCUCUGGUGUCCAAAGUGAUAGCGGUGGACGCGGACUCCGGACAGAACGCCUGGCUGUCCUAUGAUAUAGUGAAAUCCACAGAUCCGGGCCUUUUCACUAUUGGUGUCCACAGCGGAGAGAUCAGGACACAGCGGGACAUUUCCGAGUCUGACAGCAUGAAACAGAACCUGAUUGUGUCAGUGAAAGAUAACGGACAGCCCUCUCUGUCUGCCACCUGUUCCAUGUAUUUACUGAUUUCUGAUAACUUGGCUGAGGUGCCAGAACUGAAGGACAUUUCUUAUGAUGAGAAGAAUUCCAAACUGACGUCUUAUCUGAUCAUCGCGCUGGUGUCUGUGUCGACGUUUUUCCUGACCUUCAUCAUCAUCAUCCUGGGUGUGAGGUUUUGUCGCAGGAGAAAGCCCAGACUGUUGUUUGAUGGAGCAGUUGCCAUCCCCAGCGCUUAUCUCCCUCCUAAUUACGCAGAUGUUGACGGCACAGGAACUUUACGCAGCACUUACAAUUAUGACGCCUACCUGACAACAGGUUCAAGAACCAGUGACUUUAAGUUCGUGUCAUCUUACAAUGACAACACACUGCCUGCUGACCAGACUCUGAGGAAAAGUCCAUCAGACUUUGCCGAUGCCUUUGGAGAUAGUGAUGGCUCUCCUGAGACUGUCUUUGUCCUUUUUAUUCCUCUGCCUGUCAGAAACUUUUCGUCGACGAUGGAUUCGAAAAUGUUCUUGUUUCAGACGUGCGGGUUUCAUUUCCUCCUGCUUUUUCUGCAUGGCGCAUAUGGAGACAUGAGCUAUUCUUUUCCGGAGGAGAUGAAACGAGGAUCAGUUAUUGGAAAUAUGGCCAAGGAUCUCGGGCUGCAGGCGGGUGCGUUCUCCAACAGAAGAGCCCGCAUCGACACCGAUGAGACUGAUAAACGUUAUUGUGACAUAAAUCUGAAUAACGGAGAGUUGAUUGUUGCCGACAGGAUUGAUCGAGAGGGGCUCUGUGGAGAAAAGGCUUCGUGCAUCCUGAAACACGAACUGGUGCUGGAGAAUCCUCUCGAGCUCCAUCGGAUCAGUCUCCACAUUCAAGAUAUUAAUGAUAACUCGCCUCAGUUUAACGAAGAUUUGAUUAAUAUCGAAAUUCAAGAGUCGGCAGUCAGGGGAGCUCGUUUUGUGAUUGAGGAGGCACACGAUGCGGAUGUAGGACAGAAUUCAGUUCAGCAGUACAGCCUUAAGAAGAAUGAUAAUUUCAUUUUGUCCGUUGAUGGAAACACAAUAGAGCUUGUUUUGGAUAAAGAGCUCGAUCGAGAAAAACAGCAAGAGCUCAGUUUGCUCCUGACAGCUUUAGAUGGUGGCUCUCCUCAGAGAUCAGGUACUGUAGUCAUACACGUCACUGUGCUGGAUGCUAAUGAUAACGCCCCAGUGUUCAGCCAGGCCGUUUAUAAAGCCAGUCUGCCUGAAAACUCUCCUGUAGGUACUGUAGUGGUCACAGUGAGUGCUACUGAUGCCGACGAGGGAGUCAAUGGAGACGUGACUUAUGACUUUGGACAUGUUACAGACGAUGUAAGGAAGAUAUUUAGUAUUGAUCGUAAAAUGGGGGAUAUUCGAGUGAUUGGCGCUAUUGAUUAUGAAACUACGAAAUCAUUUGAAAUACGUCUUAAAGCAAAAGAUGGGUUAGGGCUGUCAUCUUAUGCUAAAGCAAUAAUUUCUGUCACUGAUGUGAAUGACAACGCUCCUGUAGUUAAUUUGAAAUCAUUGACUAAUCCCAUACCUGAGGACAUCCCACCUGGUACAGAGGUGGGCAUCAUUAACGUGCAGGAUAGAGACUCUGAGAAUAACAGACAGGUCCGCUGCUCCAUUCAACAAAACGCCCCUUUUAAGUUGGUUCCUUCUAUUAAAAACUAUUAUUCUCUGGUGACCACAGGACAACUGGACCGUGAAGUAGUGUCUGAUUACAACAUUACAAUCACUGCCACUGACGAGGGCUCUCCACCUCUGUCCUCCUCUAAAACUGUUGAGUUAUCUGUAGCAGACAUCAACGACAACCCACCUGUGUUUGAGGAACAGUCGUACAGCGCAUAUGUGAGUGAAAAUAACAAACCUGGCUCCACUUUAUGUUCCGUUAGUGCUCGAGACCCCGACUGGAGACAAAACGGUACAGUGAUUUAUUCUCUGUUACCCGGUGAGGUGAACGGUGCCCCGGUGUCGUCCUAUGUGUCUGUUAACGGAGACACGGGGGUGAUCCACGCUGUGAGGUCGUUUGAUUAUGAACAUGGAACUGGAGUAUUGGGUUAG
This is a messenger RNA of Epinephelus lanceolatus (giant grouper), 4038 nucleotides long. Lineage: Eukaryota; Metazoa; Chordata; Actinopteri; Perciformes; Serranidae. The record is from RefSeq and is a predicted model, not a curated record.